Polypterus senegalus (gray bichir) is the source of this 884-nucleotide messenger RNA. RefSeq names its product small integral membrane protein 24-like. The record is from RefSeq and is a predicted model, not a curated record. The transcript has 3 exons. Lineage: Eukaryota; Metazoa; Chordata; Cladistia; Polypteriformes; Polypteridae. The coding region runs from base 1 to 435 and encodes 144 amino acids.
AUGAUCCGAGACUCUCCAAAGGGGGAAAACAAUGAUGGCUGUCCGGGCAUUCAACUAGGAGUGGGUCUGGAAAACGCUGGCACAGUUGCUUCAGGGUGGCUACUGGUCCUAAGUGUCACUAACCUGCCAUGGGUGUCACACGACACUGCUGGUCCCUCGAGUGUCCCCUCCGGCUCUCACUCUGUCCUCUUCCCUGCAGGGCGUGCCAGCUCGACAUCGGGUAGCAAGAGUCUGCAGCCGUGGCUUGUCGGGCUCAUCGCGGUGGUGGGCUUCCUCUUCCUUGUCUUCACUCUGAUGAUCCUCAGAAGGCUCUUCUGCAAGAAGGAAACAUUUGAAGAAGAAAGCAACAUCAACACAGAGGGACGAGACAACCCGGGCCUGGAGACGGAACUGGACGAAGUGGACACGAAGAACUGCCAGAAUUCUGAUUUUUAGCCGAGCUGGGAAAAAAGAAGAAAAAAAACUAAUCACUCCUAAAAUGUUUGUAACGAAUAAAGACGGAGAGGACACAGGGGGCGUCACAAAGGGUUUGUGGGUUGGGGGGUUUGUUUGGGGUCACCAUUGCUUUGGCUGCCUUCCUCGGCCGGACUCCUCCAAUCCAAUCGUUCCUUUGAAUUUCUGAACGGUUCUGCCGCCCUCUGGCGGUUUCGCUGGAGAACUGCAUGCAGGAGACGCCCCCGCGCAUGGCAGGAUUUUGUAAUUUAAUAAAGGAAUCGCAAUACGAUUAUUUGUAGCCAAGUCAGAAGUUCUCAUCUUUGUUGUAAUUCUGUGUGUAUUCGAUGAGCGUUGUUGCUGUUUGUUGUAAUAUUUUGAUUUUUUUGAGCUUCUGUAAAAAGCUAAAUUUCUCCCUUGGGACAAAUAAAGUCCUAUCUGUGAAUGGGUAG